Messenger RNA from Thrips palmi, 6483 nucleotides. Its product is annotated as multidrug resistance-associated protein 1-like. Bases 378 to 5015 code for a protein of 1545 amino acids. Gene Ontology annotation, molecular function: ATP binding; ABC-type transporter activity; ATP hydrolysis activity. The record is from RefSeq and is a predicted model, not a curated record. Gene Ontology annotation, biological process: transmembrane transport. The transcript has 34 exons. NCBI's taxonomy places the organism in Eukaryota, Metazoa, Arthropoda, Insecta, Thysanoptera, Thripidae. Gene Ontology annotation, cellular component: membrane.
GCGCCAGCGCCAAGCGCCAAGCGCCAGUGAGUGCCAGUGGCUGCUGAAGCUACAGGCCGCGACGCCGCGACGGGCAGACGGCCGCACGGAGGCCGAGGCGUACUUAAAGCCUGCAGAGGCAGGUUUCAGGCCCAGUGACGUGACAGUGCGGUGUGACAGUACGACAGGCCCGGCUGUCGAGCAGAGUUCUAGCAGAAACUGAACAGUCAGUUAACGUUUGGACCGGCCUAAUCCUUCUGCUCGUGUGUGUACUGGCUGUCACCACAACACAACAACAACAACAAUCUUCAACAACAACAUCGUCGUCCCGUCGCUUGUUUCUGGCUGAACGUUCGGCAUUCCACCUCUAGAGGGCAGAACGAGCGGCGGAGCCAAAGAUGGCGAACGAAGGCAUGGAUGCCUUUUGCGGCUCCCCGUUCUGGAAUGUAACAAGAACGUGGGAGACAGAAGAUCCUGAUUUUACAAAAUGUUUUGAAAAGACAGCUUUAGUAUGGGCACCCUGUGUUUUUCUAUUUGUAUUUGCUCCUUUAGAAGCAUAUUACAUAGUUAGAAGUAAAAAUAGGGAUGUACCAUGGAACUGGCUGAAUAUCUCAAAAUUGGCUAUCACAGCUUUAUUAGUUGCUCUCUCAAUAGGAGAUAUGGGAAAUGCUGCACACCGGAGUGGCAAUGGUUUAGAAGUGUAUUCUGUGGAUUUCUACACUCCUCUCAUAAAGAUAGCUACAUUCCUUCUUAGUGCAGUGUUGCUGCUCUACAACCGGAAACAUGGUAUUUGCAGUUCAGGCCUACUCACAUUGUUCUGGCUGUUCCUACUUAUUUGCGGUAUUCCGCAGUACCGCACUGAACUUGUGGAAGAACUGAAUGAGCGACCAGAUGAUGCUAGAAAGCAGUUCCCAUUCAUUAGCUACAUGAUCUAUUUACCUUUAGUGUUUGCUAUGUUCAUUUUGAACUGUUUUGCUGAUGCUGAGCCAAGGCAAUUACAUUACCCCAAGACUGAGAAUCUAUGCCCAGAACUUGGAGCAUCAUUCAUCAGCAAACUGUUCUUCCUCUGGUUUGAUCAAUUUGCAUGGAAGGGAUUCCGCAAUCCCCUUGAAACAAAGGACUUGUGGUCAAUGAAGCCGGAGGAUGCUGCCAGUGAAAUUAUGCCCAUUUUCAACAAGUAUUGGGAGGAGUCUGUGCAGAAGUCUUCUGGGACUCAAGAGACGCCUAAUGCCAAAGCUUCUUUCAGGAAGUCUUCUGGUAGUGUUGAUUUGACCAGCACCACUAAGAAUACUCAAAAGCAAGCUUCUGUGCUUCCUGCUAUGUGCAAAGCCUUUGGACCUACAUUUGUGUUUGGAGCAGCUUUGAAGUUAAUUGUUGAUAUCCUCACAUUUGUCAGUCCUCAAGUUCUCAAGUUACUUAUCGCUUUUGUGGGUGGAGAGGAACCUUUGUGGAAGGGCCUUUUAUAUGCCUUUGCCAUGCUACUCACUGCUAUGAUCCAAACCUUGUUCCUGGCUCAGUAUUUCCAUCGCAUGUUUCUCGUUGGAAUGCGUAUCAGGACAGCUUUGGUCUCAGCCAUCUACAGAAAGGCUCUUCGCAUGUCCAACAGUGCACGGAAGGAAUCUACCGUUGGAGAAAUUGUGAAUCUAAUGUCAGUUGAUGCACAACGUUUUAUUGAUCUCACAGCAUAUAUCAAUAUGAUAUGGUCUGCACCCCUCCAGAUUGCUCUUGCGUUGUACUUCCUUUGGGAAACGUUAGGGCCAUCUGUACUGGCUGGUUUGGCUGUCAUGAUCAUUCUUAUUCCUGUGAAUGGUGUAAUUGCCAGCAAGGUGAAAAACUUACAAAUAACUCAGAUGAAGUACAAGGACGAACGUGUGAAGCUGAUGAAUGAGAUUUUAAGCGGUAUGAAAGUGCUUAAGCUGUAUGCCUGGGAACCAUCAUUUGAGGAGAAAAUCCUCAAGAUUCGUAACAAAGAAAUACGAGUACUUAAAAGUGCUGCGUACUUAAAUGCUGGAACUGCGUUUAUUUGGGCUUGUGCGCCUUUCUUGGUUUCUCUUGUGUCCUUCGCCACGUAUGUUCUUCUUGACGAGAAGAACAUUUUGGACUCUGAAAAGGCAUUCGUGUCUCUUUCACUUUUCAAUAUUUUGCGGUUUCCAUUGUCAAUGCUACCUAUGAUGAUUUCAAACUUAGUUCAGGCAUCCGUAUCCAUUAAAAGAAUUAAUAAGUUUAUGAACUCAGAGGACCUGGACCCAAGCAAUGUGUCUCAUGACGACAAGGAAGACUCCCCUCUUGUAAUUGAAAAUGGCACCUUCUCAUGGGGCCCAGAGGAGCCAGCUACUUUAAAGAACAUCAAUUUCAAGGUGAAUGAAGGAAGUCUUGUUGCUGUUGUUGGAUCUGUUGGGUCUGGUAAAAGCUCCCUGGUAUCUGCACUGCUUGGAGAAAUGGAUAAAAUAACUGGACGAGUAAACACGAAGGGAACAGUUGCAUAUGUACCACAGCAAGCAUGGAUUCAAAAUGCUACAUUGAAGGAUAACAUCUUAUUUGGCCAACCAGCUGACAACAGCCGUUAUGUCAAAGUUGUUGAUGCAUGUGCUUUGAAAUCAGACUUCGAUAUGUUGCCUGGAGGUGAUCAAACUGAAAUUGGAGAGAAGGGAAUUAAUCUAAGUGGUGGGCAGAAACAACGAGUAUCUUUGGCCAGAGCUGUCUACAAUGAUGCUGAAGUUUAUUUCCUUGACGAUCCUCUGAGUGCUGUGGAUAGCCAUGUUGGAAAGCAUAUCUUUGACAAUGUUAUUGGACCAAGUGGUUUACUUAAGAAAAAGACUCGUGUUCUGGUUACUCAUGGCAUCACUUUCCUGCCAGAAGUGGAUUUAAUUGUCGUGUUGAAAGAGGGUGAAGUGUCUGAAACUGGUACUUACAAGGAACUUUUGGAGAAGAAGGGUGCUUUUGCAGAGUUCCUCCUUCAUCACCUGCAGGAAAAGUCUGCUGAUGGUGAUGUUGAUGAAAAUCUGGACGAAAUCAAGGCUCAGCUCGAAGGCAUUCAAGGUGUAGAAGAGCUUAAAAAAGAAAUCAUCCGGCAGAAGUCUCGAGUAUCUGAAAGCCACAGCGAUACUGGAUCUAAUGCUGAUAAAGUAUCACUUACUGGGUCUCUUAAGAGGGCUGGUUCAGGAUCAAGUGAAGGUCUCCGCCGCCGACACAGUAGUGAGCCCAAAGAACCAACUCCUCCUCAACAGGAUGCUGCUAAGGGAGAAAAACUGAUUGAGGCAGAGAAGGCUGAAACUGGAAGUGUUAAAUGGCGUGUAUAUGCUCACUAUUUGAGAAGCAUUGGUUUGGUCCUAUCUGUUGCCACUAUCAUUCUCAACAUGAUCUUCCAAGGAUUUUCUAUUGGUUCAAAUGUAUGGUUGUCUGUUUGGUCCAGUGACGAUUCAAUGAAGAAUCUGACUGGAUCAGAAUAUACUGGAAAACGUGAUAUGUACUUAGGCGUAUACGGAGCAUUAGGCUUUGGUCAAGCAUUUGUGGUGUUAUUCAGUGUAGUGACACUUGCUUUGGGUACUCUUCGUGCUGCCGCAACCCUCCAUUUACAAUUACUGCAGAACAUACUUCGAUGCUCUAUGAGUUUCUUUGAUACAACACCAGUUGGUAGAAUUAUCAACCGAAUUCUGCAACGCUUUGGAAAAGAUGUUGAUGUUCUAGACAAUUCUUUGCCUCAGAACAUAUCGGAUACAAUAUACUGUCUUUUUGAGGUAAUAGCAACACUAGUUGUCAUCAGUUACAGCACACCAGAAUUUAUUGCUGUGAUUUUGCCUGUUGGCCUUCUUUAUUACUUUGUUCAGCGCUUUUAUGUAGCAACAUCUAGGCAGUUGAAACGACUGGAAUCAGUUUCAAGAUCUCCCAUCUACUCUCAUUUUGGUGAAAGUAUCACAGGUGCCCCUUCUAUUCGAGCCUACAAUGUUGUCAAUAGAUUUGUUAAUGAGUCCGAGGAGAAAGUCGACUUUAAUCAAGUCUGCUUCUUCCCCAGCAUCAUUGCCAAUAGGUGGCUCGCUGUACGUCUUGAAAUGGUUGGAAACCUGAUCAUAUUCUUCGCUGCCCUUUUUGCUGUCUUGGGUCGUGAAUCCAUUAGUGCUGGACUUGUGGGCUUGUCUAUCAGUUAUGCACUUCAGAUCACUCAAACACUCAACUGGUUGGUACGAAUGACAUCAGAUGUUGAAACUAACAUUGUUGCUGUUGAGAGAAUCAAGGAGUAUGGUGAAACACCUCAGGAGGCAGCUUGGGAAAAUACCACUACUGUGGUUGAGGCAAACUGGCCUCGAGAAGGCAAAGUUGAAUUCAAGGACUUUGAAGUACGUUACCGGGAAGGUCUUGACCUUGUUUUGAGGGGAAUUAAUUUCUCUGUGAAAGGAGGAGAGAAGGUGGGCAUUGUUGGAAGAACUGGUGCAGGAAAGUCGUCACUGACUCUUGCAUUGUUCCGAAUCAUUGAGUCAGCUGGUGGCAAAAUUACAAUUGAUGAUGUAGACAUUGCGAAGUUGGGACUGCAUGCUUUGCGAUCCCGCUUGACCAUCAUUCCACAAGACCCAGUCCUAUUCUCUGGAUCAUUGCGUCUAAAUUUAGAUCCAUUUGGUUCCUUCAAAGAUGAAGAGGUUUGGAGGGCUUUGGAACAUGCCCAUCUAAAGACUUUUGUGAAGGGGCUGGCUGCUGGCCUGGAACAUGAAGUAAAUGAAGGAGGAGAGAAUUUGAGUGUUGGGCAGCGACAACUUAUCUGCUUAGCACGUGCUCUGUUGCGAAAAACAAAAGUUCUCAUUCUCGAUGAGGCAACGGCUGCUGUUGAUCUUGAGACGGAUGAUCUGAUCCAGAGAACUAUUAGGGAGGAGUUCAAAGAGUGCACAAUUUUAACAAUUGCACACAGACUCAACACUAUCAUGGACUCAGACCGGGUUCUUGUUUUGGAUCAAGGAAAAGUGGUUGAAUAUGAGUCCCCAGAUGCUUUAUUACAUAAGAAAACCUCAAUAUUUUAUUCAAUGGCAAAGGAUGCUGGUUUGGUUUGAAUGCACUGCCAUCAAGAAUCCUGAGCAUACAUCAAACAUGGUUUAUUCACAAUUCAAUGGGGCAUUCAUAAGCUCCCCUGAAUUGUUUUCAUUUUUAGUUUUUUUCCUUUACAUCUAUGGUAUUACAUUCUGCCAUUGGAAACUAGAUCAUUCUGGUCGAUGCUUUAUGUGGUACACCCUUAUAAAUUAAUUCUUUGCACUCACUGCACUAUAAUUUGAGACCAAUGAUAGUCUCUUUAUUAUAAAAUUAUAAUACCGUAAGUGUUCUCCCUUCUUUCCAUCUUGGAAAAUUUAUUAUACUUUCCUUUUGCCUAAAAUGUGUUUGUUUAGUUAAAAUUACACAAAAUGGUUAUGGGUACUGCCAAUUUUCAAGGCACAGCUUAAAUCAUGACUAUCGAUAUUACUAAAUCAUGGAACUUCAUCUUUGCAAAGAACAAAACUUUUGUACUUAUAUUUAUAAAAUUUGCUUGUGUUCAUUUUUUGCUCUUAGAAUGAAUCAUAGUGUAGUACUUAUCUGACACAUCAGUGUCCAGAGAGGUUGAGAAAGAAGGAAAGGUCUGAUGAUUAACCAAAAUUUCUAAAGAUUUUUCAUCUGAGUAAAACAAACAUUGUUUGUCUGUGGAUUCUCAACUUGUCUUUCACUUUUUCAUCAUCUUUGAAAGACUGGCCAUGCACAGUAUUUUCCCCUCCCAGAACUGUUUACUUAAUAUCUGUGGAUACUAAAUGUUCUGAAUGCUAGAAUGUAACUUGUUUUCUCUCUUAAGACUCAAGGUGUUAUAGAAUGGAAGAUUGUGUGUGCCUUUUAGUUUAAGAUUCUCAUAAGUGCUGUUGCUAUUAAAAAGGGAGGAAGUUCACAUUUUAUCACAUUUGAGAUUCACUGUCUCUUAUAUUUUUAAAAAAAUAUAUUUUUUCUUAAAGUACAAAUAUGUUUUAGAUUAAUUCACUCUUUUUGAUAGAUUGGUUCCUAUUUGAAGUAGGAUGGGUCCAUACUUUCUGCUGUCUUUUUACUUAAAUAUUUUACUCAAUUAUUAAUUUUGAAUUUUAAUGAUAAAAAUCUUGUUGAAGAGAAAUAUUAUAAUGGCUGAACUUCAGGAUUUAUUGACUCUGCUCAUUGUAAAUGUGUCUAACUUGUUUUUGUGUAAGUUUUCUUAUGCUAAAAUGUCCUUCAGAUAUAAGUUUGACACCUUGGGAUCAAAGAUAAUGUUGAUUACUGUACGACUGUAAUGUUAGUACCCAUAUAAUUCUUAAGUGUUAAACAAUUAUCUCUUUGUAAGGACAGAUUUGUGAGCCAAGCCAACCAAUUCAAAUUGUUUGCCUUAAAUGAUUUUGAUUAUUAUGUGUUCAAGAACUUUGAGUUAUUUUGAUUGAACUUUAAACUGAGCUGAACAUCUUUGUGGGCUUAUUUCAUAUUGUGUAUUAAAUUUUCUACCUUGUGUCCAACUCUUGCCAUACAAAAGCUGAAGGGGUA